AGAUGUGCACACACAGAUACACGCAUAGACGUGCACACACAGAGGAGUCGGGCCCGUGUCUUUCCCUGCCCCGUCCACACCCCCUCGUCUGUCACGUCACUGUCUCACGCAUCUGUCCCUCCAGCGGAAGCUUUCUUGCUGUGUUGUGUCACCCAGAUGCAGAAGCACAGGGUGGAGGCUUUUUGCCCGUGCUGUGACCGUCUCCCCGGCGUGGGUGCGGCCUGCGUGCCACUCCGUCCGGCCAGCAGAAGGUCAGGUUCUGUUCUUCCCCAGGGUGAGGACGGGCGCAUGAGGGUCCAGGGGCCGCGACCCUGGCGCAGCGUGCGGACCCCAGCCUGGCCGAGACGACGCGGGCAGCAUGAGCCUCCUGGACGCUGGCGCCCUUGACCUGGACUACACCUCCGGGCGGGUCCGCGGGGUGCUGGCGGCCGCCGGCUGUGCCUUCUACCUGGGCGUCUUUGUGGUCUGCCACUGGCUGUCCUCCCUGAAUGCCACCUACCGCUCGCUGGCGGCCCGCGAGCAGGUCUUCUGGAACCUGGCAGCCGCACGCGCGGUCUUUGGCAUCCAGGGCACCGCGGCAGGGCUGUGGGCGCUGCUGCUGGACCCCGUGCUCCAGGCCGACAAGGCGCUCGGCCAGCAGGACUGGUGCUGGUUCCACAUCACCACGGCGACCGGCUUCUUCUUCUUCGAGAACCUCGCCCUUCACGUGUCCAACGUGCUCUUCCGCACCUUCGACGGCUUCCUGGCCGUGCACCACCUCUUUGCCUUCCUGGGGUUUCUCGGCUCAGCGGUCAACCUCCAAGCUGGCCACUACCUGCCCAUGGUCACGCUGCUCCUGGAGAUGAGCACGCCCUUCACCUGCAUCUCCUGGAUGCUGCUGAAGGCCGGCUGGGCGGACUCACGGCUCUGGAGGCUGAACCAGUGGGCGAUGGUGCACCUUUUCCACUGCCGCAUGGUGCUCACCUACCACAUGUGGUGGGUGUGCCUGGGCCACUGGGCCAGCCUGGCCCGCAGCCUCUUCCCGCCGCACCUGGCGCUCUUCGUGGUCGGCCUGGCCCUCCUCACGCUGCUCAUCAACCCCUACUGGACCCGCAAGAAGACGCAGCAGCUGCUCAACCCCGUGGACUGGAACUUCGCGCCCAGCCGCCCCAACGGGCCAGCGCCACCCAAGAAGGCCAGGUAGCAGCCUCGGCCCCCAGCCCGCGGCCUGCAGCCACCCCCCCAACCGUCGCCUCCAACGCCGACCCCGGGCGUGCGUGCCUGCUGCAUGGCGCCGGGUGGCCCAGAGCGGAGGUGUCCAGGGACAGUGUCCCGCCCGGCCUGUGCGCAGCCUCCCACGGAGGGCCGUGGGGCAGCCCCUGAGGCGUCCCUGCGACCUCCUCACGGCCCUGCUCGCGGAGGCAGGAGAUAAGGCCCCCAGGUCGUCACCCCAUCACGGUGGUCUCUGCUGACACUGGAGGGAGAUGUGAGUCAUCACUUGUCUAGAUGUGAGAGCUGCUUUUAACCAAGUGUGCAGCCAGCCCCUUACUCCUAAUCGCUGUAGGUUUUGAGUCAGGGAGCCAUCAGGGGGACCUGGCCCCAGUGGUGCUGAGCCGCGGGCCCCCUUCCUUCCUCCUGGUGACCAGCCCUGCCGCCACCCUCACAUGUUGACCCCACGGUUUAAUUGACAGUGCUGACAUCUUAUUCUUGCCACGAAUGUGCAAUUAAAAUGAAAAGCUUGUAUCUGUU
Odocoileus virginianus texanus is the source of this 1728-nucleotide messenger RNA. RefSeq names its product CLN8 transmembrane ER and ERGIC protein (gene CLN8). The record is from RefSeq and is a predicted model, not a curated record. Lineage: Eukaryota; Metazoa; Chordata; Mammalia; Artiodactyla; Cervidae. Gene Ontology annotation, cellular component: membrane; endoplasmic reticulum. Gene Ontology annotation, molecular function: ceramide binding. Gene Ontology annotation, biological process: phospholipid metabolic process; nervous system development; lipid homeostasis.